Magnolia sinica is the source of this 1735-nucleotide messenger RNA. RefSeq names its product xyloglucan endotransglucosylase protein 7-like. Gene Ontology annotation, cellular component: cell wall; apoplast. Gene Ontology annotation, molecular function: hydrolase activity, hydrolyzing O-glycosyl compounds; xyloglucan:xyloglucosyl transferase activity. The record is from RefSeq and is a predicted model, not a curated record. NCBI's taxonomy places the organism in Eukaryota, Viridiplantae, Streptophyta, Magnoliopsida, Magnoliales, Magnoliaceae. The transcript has 3 exons. Gene Ontology annotation, biological process: cell wall biogenesis; xyloglucan metabolic process. The coding region runs from base 22 to 894 and encodes 290 amino acids.
CUCUCUCUCUCUCUCUCAGCUAUGGCCUCUCCUUCAAUGUUGUUGGUUACGCUAUAUGCAAGCUCUCUAAUGGCUACUCAUGCUAGUAAUUUCUACCAAGACAUUGAGGUCACAUGGGGUGGCGACGGUCGCGCUAAGAUCUUAAACAAUGGGGAACUACUUACGUUGGCGCUAGACAAGGCGUCUGGCUCCGGCUUCCGAUCCAAGAACGAAUAUCUCCUCGGCAAGUUCGAUAUGCAGCUGAAGCUUGUCCCCGGCAACUCGGCCGGCACCGUGACCGCCUACUAUCUUUCAUCGCAGGGGCCCACCCAUGAUGAGAUCGAUUUUGAAUUCCUGGGUAAUCUCAGCGGAGAGCCGUACAUCGUCCACACGAAUGUGUACACACAAGGGAAGGGUGAGAGAGAACAACAGUUCUAUCUAUGGUUCGAUCCCACCAAAGAUUUCCACACCUACUCUUUUCUCUGGAAUCCUCUACAUGUAUUAUUUUACGUGGAUGACACUCCCAUCAGAGAAUUCAAAAACGCAGAGCCGUCGAUCCGUGUCCCAUACCCGAAGAACCAACCGAUGAGGAUCUACUCUAGCGUCUGGAAUGCUGAUGACUGGGCCACACGAGGUGGGCUGAUCAAAACCGAUUGGACGCAAGCGCCCUUCACUGCCUCCUACCGGAACUUCCAGGCGGACGCCUGUGUAUGGUCAUCUGGCGUCUCAUCCUGUGCGUCGAAACAGCGGCCAUCAUCAUCCAACUACACGUGGAUGACAUUGGAUCUGGAUUCUACGGGCCGUCAGCGGCUGAGAUGGGUGCAGAAGAAUUACAUGGUUUAUAACUACUGCAGUGAUGUGAAACGCUUUCCUCAAGGACUUCCUCCUGAGUGCUCCAUCAAUUCAACGGCUUAGAUUCUACGAACAUACAUGGGGUGGUCUUUUACAUGUGGGUUUUCAAUUCUGACGAGUGGGGCCCAUGGUUUGAUAAUCAAGACCGUUGGUGUGUUGUGCCCUGCUGUGGAUGGACUAUUUCUAAAAAUCUCCUUCACAGGUCGAUCAUCAGAUUUCUGUUUUUUGUUUUUUUGGCUGAAGAUAGAGGGUUGAGAAGAGAAAUACAACAACGGUCCACAUUUCCAAUCUGGGAGAUUUUUAUUUGGAGACCUUCCACAGUGUGGCUCUGCAGAUCAACGGCCCGGAUUACCUAGCUUUGGGCCCCACAUGUCAGAUUUGACAAUCUGAGUGUUCAGUGCAAAGACAUAAUUCCCCAUGCACGUUACCUUUUUCUUUACGAUCUGUAAGAACAAGACUCACUUUUUUUUUUUAAAGUUGUGGUGUCUCAUCGAUUGAACACGUGCAUGCAUGUAUCAGCCAUCAAAUCCACAAGUCCAAAUUGCGUGGCCCAUUUUUACGGAGAUUAGCCUGAAAAUCAGAUUCAACGAUUCUAACCACCCAGCUAUGGGCUUUCGGAUGGAGUGGUUAGAAUUAAAGAUGGUCAGCAGUCAAAAAUCAAUUAGUGAAAUUCGAUGGGUAUGAUCAAUGGAUCGUUGUGGGCUUCAAGCCUAAUCUCCAUUUAAAAUGGGCCCUACUAUUUGGACAGUCUGGAUUUUCAUACAAGUGUGGCCGUGCAUGUGGAUGACCCACCAGAACUUUAAAAAUGGUGGUGAUCCAUCACCGUAGUAGUGUAAAGGGUUACUCAGAUUCUGUAAUUUGCGGUAGCAUACAGCGUACAGCACAGAAUGAAUAAAGGAGCACU